Molecule: messenger RNA, 1872 nt
Organism: Medioppia subpectinata
Lineage: Eukaryota; Metazoa; Arthropoda; Arachnida; Sarcoptiformes; Oppiidae
Source: the annotation of a GenBank genome assembly
AUGGGAACAAACAACGAAAAAGUGUCUAUAAUUGGAGUGAAUUCGUGGGGUCAGGCGUUGAGAUUAAAUAUUGAUUGGAAACCUCAGUCUUCCAACACGUCUUCAAUUGGAGUGAGUUUUCACUUCGAAGACGGAAAGGGAGGCAUAUAUGAGAUGAAUGAGCAAAAUCUGGUUCCGUAUGACAAACAUAAACGGGAAUAUAAAGCGCCGGGAAUUUCGUUAGAAGUAUUGAAUCCAUUCCGACGCUUAAGAAUCAAAUUUAGAGGAUAUCUAACAAAAAGCGGAUCAAAUGAAGUCGUUUUUGUCAAAAUGAGACUCUUGUGGAUCGCAAUCUCCAAUGUGUUUGACUUUGAAUGCGAUCACAACAAAGAUUUCAUUGAAUGUGAUCUUAAAAAUAAUUCAAAAUUCAAAUCAAUGGAUGAAAUAAAGUUUGAGAAUAGAUUUGAACAAAUGGGACAAAUGAAGGGCACGUUUCAAGUGGACCAUCAAAAUGAAGAGAAAUUGUUUUUGUGGGGAAAUAAGAGUAAAAAGUAUACCGAAGAAAAUAAUGGCCGAAAGAUUUCUCGUCUAUUCGGUUAUUCAAAGAAAGGAUGGGUGUUUCACAUCGGAUCUGUUGUGGAUCCGUCACAGGGAAUCAAUGGAUUUGAAGGGAAAGCUGUGUUCAUGAGUGAAGAUGAAGAUAAUUAUUUGGACAUUGAAAAUAUAGACAACAAUCUAUACUUUCCGUACGCAAACACAACCAAUGAAUUAGUAUUGUCUCUAAACGAUAGAAAAGCAGAAAAUGUGUUAACAAGUGGUGGAAAGGGCUCGUCAUUGGCUUCACUCAACCACUUGAGUGCAAAACUCAAGAAUUCAAUUGAUAUCAGAAUUCCUAAAGGAAUUGUCGUCACUUGUAGUGCAUAUAAAUUGUUUGUUAAACACAACAAACAAAUCGAUAGUUGUAUUCAAAAGUUAAAGAGCGCUGUCGGCAAACCCGAUAUACUUCAGAAAGAGUGCAGUAAUGUUGUGAAUGCAAUCAAAAGUUCACAAUUACCGGUGGAAAUUAAAAAUAAUAUCCGCUCACAACUCGAUAUACUCUACGCUAACAAUGAUUUCAACGGCCAGUCUUUCGCCGUCCGCUCGUCUGCCGCCGGAGAGGACUCGGAGGAGAUGUCAGCCGCCGGUCAGAUGACCACAUAUUUGGGAGUCAGAGGAUUGGAUGAAAUAUACGAUGCGGUGCUUAAGUGCUGGUCCUCUCAGUUCGACUUCAUUGCCGUUGAAUACAAGCGCGGAUACGGACAGGACGUGGACUCAAUGAUGGCGGUUGUCAUUCAAGAGAUGGUUGACUGCGAUUCUGCUGGCGUUCUCUUUACUUGCGAUCCCGUGUCCGGAGACGAGACAGAGAUUAUAAUUACCGGCAAUUAUGGCAUUGGAGAGAGUGUUGUGUCCGCGAUGUCAGAGCCCGACACUAUUAGAGUGGCCCUCAAUAUUACAGAUAAUUCAUUCAAUAGCCGUACAGUUAAAGGCAUUAAAUCCAUAUCUAUUGGAAGUAAAGCUAAAGCCAUUAAAAUGAAUACUUCUGGCAGUGGGACAUUUUUCGGAAGCGUUCGCGAUAUAGAGUGGGGUAUUAAAGACGACCAAAUUGUGAUACUUCAGUCCCGACCCGUCACUAAUCUGGACACAGUCGAGAAGAGCCAUAUCUCCAGUCUUAAAGAUAUGACAAGCGUUGGUCACACCCACCAAACACGGGAGACCGUACUCACGGGCUAUGACAGCGCCGUGCGAUACCAGACCACCGAUCUCUGUGGCGAUUCCACCAAUCAUUGGGAAAUAAGGAGACCAACCGAUGUCUGUGCUGUACGUCACCAGAAUAUCGCCCGCCUUUACGUUUAA